AUGACAGAGAUCAUCGAAAAACUAAAGGAAAAUACAGACACCGAAAAAUCGAAAAUUUUGAUGCGUUUUUUUAAGACGGGAAAAGGAGAGUACGGGGAAGGGGACAUCUUCAUCGGCGUGCCUAUGCCAAAGAUCCGAGAAAUAGUGAAAACCUCAAUGAAAGCCUUUGUUAUAAGAAAGAAGCUUGUUUCAGGUAAGACCGUGGAAGAUCUUUUAAAUAUAGCAAAAGUACUAUUAGAGAAUACCAUUCACGAGGUUAGAGUAGCUGGAGGAGAAGUUUUGAAAAUAGCAAAAGACAUCGACGCCCAAAAAGUGUAUCAAUUUUACAUAGAAAACACAUCGCGAUUUAAUAACUGGGACUUAGUUGACUUGACAUGUAUAUCCAUCGUUGGCGGGUAUUUAGAAAACAAAGACAAGAGUAUAUUAUACCAAUUUGCAGAGAGCGACAACUUGUGGGAGAGGCGGAUAUCUAUAGUAUCCACCCUCUAUUUCAUACGCAAAAGGAAGUUUAAAGAUGCGUUGAAGUUAUGUAGAAUACUCCAAGAUGAUGAGCACGAUUUGAUACACAAAGCGUGCGGGUGGAUGUUAAGAGAAAUAGGGAAGAAGAAUGAGAAGACACUGACGGAUUACUUGGAUGAGAACGGGUGUGUGAUGCCAGCUAUAACUCGGGCAUACGCUUGCGAAAAGUUGAGUCCAAAGCAAAAGGAGUAUUAUAAGACUUUGGCUAAAAAGAAAUAA
Molecule: messenger RNA, 738 nt
Organism: Entamoeba invadens IP1
Lineage: Eukaryota; Evosea; Mastigamoebida; Endamoebidae
Exons: 1
Coding region: 1-738 (245 amino acids)
Source: RefSeq, a predicted model, not a curated record